AUGGAGAUGGCUUUUCGCUUCCCGUUCCCGGUCAACGACCCGCGAAUGCAUCGCGAAGAGGAACUGUCACUGGCCAGGAUUGCGUCGCAGCAACGCAGCAAUCGCCCGUCUCCCCUGGAUACUCCCUUGCCGCUUGAUGCGCGAAAGGAGACGUCCACUGAGCCCGCGACGCAGUCCCCCUUACCGACAUCCAGGAGAAACUGGGUGUUUGCUGAUCCUGUGGCCUUCAGAUAUUUAGAGAGCGAUCCGUCGGUUACCGUCGUUGAGCGACGAGGUGUCCUGCAGGGAUACGAACUAUAUCUGGUUGAACAAUGGGCUUGUUCACGAAAAUCGCCCACGCUGGUGAUUGUCACCUAUACAGGUGAUCCGAAACAUUCAGUCGUGGUUGGGGUGCUGGCCGUCCCUGCGGACGAGAGUCUUUGGUCAGACCGCCUGCGAUUCUACUUCAAGGCCAUACACCAGUACCAUGCUCGGCCGAAAGAAACACCGCUGGGCGAUGUUAUGGUUACGAACCUCAGUAGCUUCCCCUCAGCACUGACUGUCAUACCCGUACCCGACGGCGACAUUCGCGCCCAUCGCCAGGCCUUCAUAGUCAACGAAAAUCUCAAGCGACUGGGGUGUUCUGGUCGAUCUGGCAUGACUCUGUCAGACCCCACACCGGCGGCUGUGGGCACAUUUUACCAGCUCUACAAGACUAGCGAGAAGAUUCCCUUUUCACAGUCAGUGAUAGAACUCGUCAAAUUGUGCCAGGUUUCCUUGUUCAUGUUUGGGAAGUUGGAUAACGAGUACAUUGACGGAUUGCUGUGCGACAAAACAGAAGAAGCCAUAGGAAACUGGUGGACGGAGCUCGGCGCAGAAUCGUACAAUGUCGAGCCGACGGACGGCAUCUUAGGCCCAACCACCGUGGCGGCCCUGCUGGGCAUGUUAAUGGGCGCGAGGAACCGUCUGCAUUACUACGGUGCACCCGUGUCCAAAGAUGUCUUCGACAUUGAGAGUACGAAAAGGGGCAUCGCCUACUUUCAAAAAUCACAUAAACUUGAGCGGACGAGGCGUCUGGAUCGUCCAACAAUCCUUAAGCUUCACAGUGUAACGGCAAAGGCAGCUGCUGGUGAAGGCUGGGGCGUGCAAAAGGCAGUCAAAUCCACCGUUGCUGAAAUUGGUGGUAAAAGAGGCGAGUUGGUUAUCGGCAUGGUCAGCGGAAAAGACAAGGGUGGCAUUGCCGACAUCGAGACGGUCGAUAUUGACAAAUUCAUUGCAUUGGCUUACGGCGAGCGAGCGAAGUGGCUUUGGUAUGGCAAACCUCGGAGGACCGUUCCAGAGUUCCAGGAGAGGCCAUCCGAUAUUACACCGCCGCUGUUCGGAAAAGACGAGGUUGCUCUGCAAGCUAGCAAACGAACACAGUCAUUGCCCAUCGAAGAAGAAGUCCAGCGACAGAAGGAAGAGUCUCCUGGGGUUUACUCAGCCCCGGCGCCUGCUUCAGCUGUAAGCGUGACUGAUAGCCCUGGAGAUAAGGAUGCUCUUAGGAAAACUGUGUUCAAAUCGGUCGCUGGCAGAGUAAGUGACGCUAAAUCUGGGCUUGGGCGCAUCAAAGAUGUUGUCGGAACGGGGUUGAGAGGCCAUGCCAGUCGCCCUAGUAGAGACGACUUUGGCGAGAAUGCCUACAAUAAUGCUGGCGUCUCUACACUCGCACAAACUUCGGCAGCAGCUUUGACAUCGCCAGUUGUGGUUGGUAGAGCCUUCACGUGGAAGAACAAACCAGAGGAGUACCUAGUCCAAUUCAAGAAGGACGCCGAAGCAGCUCAAGGCAUACCAGAAUCGGUACAGGAGUCGUUUGAAACCCCUGUGAUGGUCAAACAGGCCCUUGAAUCAUCCGAUCCCAACUCAACACACAUCGAAGGCGGAGUUGCAACACCUCCGAAUGGUCCCGUUAAGGACGAGCCUGAACGGGCGCAAGCGUCUGUGGCCGGGUCUGUUGUAGACGAGGCAGAUCUUCAUGGGCCUUUUGAGACAGAGCGGAGCAGCAACAACGCAGUGGGCUUCUUGCAACGGCGACAUUCCAUUACCGUUUCAAGACUCUCUUACAAGCACCCUCUGAAUGAAGCUCGAUGGCCUCGACGGCUGUCUUUCGGUGAUGCCGAAGAAGCCGUCUUGCGUUGGGAGGAGAUCACUGAGGUGUACGACGACAAACACUUCGCUACGGCAGAUGCGUUGCUACAGCAAGCCAGUCUAGCCGAGCUUGCCCGUAGUCUCUAUGAUUCCAUCGCGACGAUUAAACGAGAGGUCAACCCUUGGGUAGAAUCUAAGGUCAAGGCUGUUGAGGGUAUGGACGAGCAUUACGCUCGCGAGCAGGAGGAUCUGCAGAAUCUGUACUACCAGCUCAGUGAAGCAUACCAUCGUGUCAAGCAGAGCUCGUCAGAGCUUGUCGCCGAGGAGCGGGCGCACAUUACCGAAGCGAUUAAGGAGGUGGAGGUACUAGUUGCGCGGCUCGAUUAUGAGAUCAACGCGCUCGUAAGUAAAGUGGACGAUGUCGAAGACGGAGUGAGGCUCUUUGAGAGGCAAGUCGAGGACGUGGAGAAGCGUGCCGAGGAGCUUAAGAGGACCCUCGAGACGGAGAGCUGGGCGCACUGGUUCGUCAGAACGCUCACAGGUAUCGGAACUGGGCCGAACGUUACAAGGGGGUCGUGA
Messenger RNA from Colletotrichum truncatum, 2685 nucleotides. Its product is annotated as sin3 complex subunit. Gene Ontology annotation, cellular component: Sin3-type complex. Lineage: Eukaryota; Fungi; Ascomycota; Sordariomycetes; Glomerellales; Glomerellaceae. The record is from RefSeq and is a predicted model, not a curated record.